Molecule: messenger RNA, 477 nt
Organism: Trypanosoma grayi
Lineage: Eukaryota; Euglenozoa; Kinetoplastea; Trypanosomatida; Trypanosomatidae
Exons: 1
Coding region: 1-477 (158 amino acids)
Source: RefSeq, a predicted model, not a curated record
AUGUAUUUUAAUUGUGACGAAUCUUAUCAUAAGUGUGUUCAUGACAGCAAAGAAACUGUACCAUCCGUCGAGGUGGAGAAUGACCGUGGCGAGAGGUGCCGUGUGAUGAAUCUGUCGGCGUUUGCGGGCCCCACCACCUCUGGGCGGCGGGCGGUGAAUCACCAAUUUGCGCUUUACGCUUUCCGUGAGUACGUGCCCAUUAACGUCCGCACACGGUGCCGCUUCUCCCACAGCGUGGAAGAUGCUCUCCGCGCACACAGUAUGCUUUUCGGCUGCUGGUGGACUGUUUGGGGGGCGCCAGAUGACUUCAAGGCUGUCGGUGCCGACGUGCUGCAGGGCCCGCUGGGCGUUUGGGUGUUUGAUGAGUGGGGCUCACCGCUGUUUCUCGUGAGCGCGCUGGCCUGCGAGGACGCAGUGGCCGCCGUCGCACAUGCCCACCCUGGCGACAUUGUUCGGCGUACAAAGACCUCGUUAUAG